ACACGCUCUCUCGCUACUGUACACCGAUGGAGCCGCUGAGCUGUGUCAGUCCGCCGGAGAUCCAGUGAAGACGCCACGCCGCGGCUCUCAGCCGGGAGAUGAAGCGCGGAGCUCGACCUCUUCCCCCGCAGCUGGACUUCCAACCGACGGAAUGUUAGCUCUGUACUGAUCCUGCCUUUCCGCGGGGAUCCGAUCCACGAGCGAGCGAAUGAACCGACUGACUGAGUCCUGGAACAAGUGGUUUUUCUGGAGCUUCUCACGGACCUGGACUAUUCGGUGCCCCCGCGGAUGAGCCGGUGGCUCCGCUCCGGGGAGCAGCGGGACCGCAGGGACGCGGCGAGGAUCAUGUGAUGACUCCUGCGCAGCUGUGACUCUUCUGAAAAGUUUUCCUUCGCAUCCUCCAAAGUGUGAAAAUGGGAGUCAGACGAGGGACCAACAAGACUUUGGCUCCUGCUGCGAAAUAUUUGGUGUUAUGUUGGCUGUUGGUGAUCACGCCGUCCUGCAGGGGGCAGACUGGAUUCACCACAUUUCACUCUGAACGUCGGGAUUGGGUCUUCAACCACAUGACGGUCCAUCAAGCGACAGGCGCGUUGUAUAUCGGUGCCGUCAACAGAGUCUACAAGCUCUCCGGGAACCUGACCCUCCUGGUGUCUCAUGACACUGGUCCGGAGGAUGACAACAAGGCCUGCUACCCGCCUCUGAUAGUCCAGCCAUGUUCCGAACCCCUCGUCUCCACAAACAAUGUCAACAAGCUGUUGCUCAUAGAUUAUUCUCAAAACCGACUGCUGGCCUGCGGGAGUCUCUACCAGGGUGUCUGCAAACUACUGCGCCUAGACGACCUCUUCAUCCUGGUGGAGCCAUCCCACAAGAAGGAGCACUAUCUGUCCAGCGUGAACCAGACUGGGACCAUGUAUGGGGUCAUCGUGUCCUCUCCAGGCCAGGAUGGAACACUUUACAUUGGCACGGCAGUGGACGGAAAACAGGACUACUUUCCCACUAUCUCAAGCCGAAAGCUGCCACGCGACCCAGAAUCAUCCGCCAUGCUGGACUACGAACUCCACACUGACUUUGUGUCGUCACUCAUCAAGAUUCCGUCGGACACUCUGGCGCUGGUGUCGCACUUCGACAUCUACUACGUCUACGGCUUCUCCAGCGGGAACUUUGUCUACUUCCUGACUGUUCAGCCGGAGACGCCAGAAAACAGCAUGUCGUCCAGCGGUUCUGCCGGCGACCUCUUUUACACGUCCCGCAUCGUCCGCCUCUGUAAGGACGACCGCAAGUUCCACUCGUACGUGUCCCUGCCCAUCGGCUGCGUGAAGAAUGGAGUGGAGUACCGGCUGCUGCAGGCCGCCCACCUGGGGAAGCCUGGACGCGUCCUGGCCGCCUCGCUUCACAUCAGCACGCAGGACGACGUGCUCUUCGCCGUCUUCUCCAAAGGCCAGAAGCAAUUUCACCGGCCGCCGGAUGACUCAGCACUAUGUGUUUUCACCAUCCGGGACAUCAACACGAGGAUCAAGGAGCGCUUGCAGUCCUGCUACCAGGGGGAGGGACACCUGGAGCUCAACUGGCUGCUGGGGAAAGACGUGCAGUGCACCAAAGCGCCGGUUCCGAUCGAUGACUCCUUCUGCGGUCUGGAUAUCAACCAGCCACUGGGCGGGUCGCAGCUGGUGGCUGGACUGACCCUGUUCACGGAGAGCCGCGACCGCAUGACCUCCGUCACCUCCUACGUCUACAACGGCUACUGUGUGGCCUUCGUGGGCACCAAGAGCGGCCGUCUGAAGAAGAUUCGGGUGGACGGACCUCCUCACGGUGGUGCCCAGUACGAGACCGUCACCGUCAUCAAGGAUGGAGGUUUCAUCCUGCGCGAUAUGGCCUUCUCCCUGGACCGCCGCUUCCUCUACGUCAUGUCAGAGAGACAGGUCACUCAAGUUCCCAUCGAGUCCUGUGACCAGUAUGAGACGUGCAGCGAGUGUCUGAGCUCCGGAGACCCUCACUGUGGCUGGUGUGUCCUGCACAACAUCUGCUCCCAGAGGAACCGUUGCGAGCGCGCAGACGAGCCCUACCGCUUCGCUGCCACCCUGGACCAGUGCGUGAAGGCCGCGGUGACGCCCGACAGCAUCGCCGUGUCCGAGCCCGGCGUCCCGCUGCUGGUGAAGGUGAGCGAUGUUCCGGAUCUCUCUGCCGGAAUCACGUGCUCCUUUGGGAAUCUGACCGAGGUCGACGGGAAGGUGAAUGGGAACGAGAUUCUGUGCGUGUCUCCGGCUGCCAAGGACGUCCCGCUCAUCCCCACAGACCAAGACUGGUCCGGCGUGGAGCUCAGACUGAACUCCAAGGAGACGGGCCAGAUGUUGAUCAGCACUGAAGUCAAGUUCUACAACUGCAGUGUCCACCAACUGUGCUUGUCAUGUGUGAACAGCGCAUUUCGCUGCCACUGGUGCAAAUAUCGCAACUUGUGCACCCAUGACCCGUCCAGCUGCUCCUUCCAGGAGGGUCGAGUCAACGCCUCCGAGGACUGUCCUCAGCUAGUGCGCUCUGGUGAGAUCCUGAUCCCGGCGGGUGAGGUGAAGCCCAUCACCUUGAAGGCCCGGAACCUGCCGCAGCCUCAGUCUGGCCAGCGCGGCUAUGAGUGUGUCCUGCAGAUCCAGGGUGUGAGCCACCGGGUCACAGCGCUGCGCUUCAACAGCUCCAGCGUUCAGUGUCAGAAUAGCUCGUAUCUGUACGACAUGAAAAUCAGCGAGCUGCCGGUCGACUUCUCUGUCGUCUGGAAUGGAAACUUCAUCAUUGAUAAUCCAGAGAACAUCCAGGUGCAUCUGUACAAGUGUGCGGCGCAGCGCGACAGCUGCGGUGUGUGUCUGAAGGCCGACCGGAAGUUCCAGUGCGGCUGGUGCAGCGGCGAGGGACGCUGCACGCUGCGGCACCACUGCCCGCUCAUCAACCCGUACACCAGCCGCUGGCUCAACCUGUCCAGCAAGAACGUGCGCUGCACCAACCCCCGCAUCACCGAGGUGACCCCUGUGGCCGGACCCCCUGAGGGUGGCACCAGAGUGACCAUCCACGGUAUCAACCUGGGACUGGCCUUUUCCGACAUGGUGGGAAACGUGGAGGUGGCCGGGGUUAGGUGCAACCCUGUGGAGGAGGGAUACAUCAUUGCUGAGCAGAUCGUGUGUGAAAUGGACUCGACUGCAGUGGACAGCCGACCCGGCCCGGUCCAGCUGUGUGUGGGAGAGUGUCGGCCGGAACUUCGAGCACGAUCCUCGCAGCUGUACUCCUUCGUGACGCCCACCCUCACUGGCUUGAACCCCAACAGGGGACCAGAGUCUGGGGGAACCAAAGUCACCAUUGUGGGCGAGAACCUUGGCGCCGGCAGCUCUGUCAGCGUUCAGUUUGGAAACCAGACGUGUGAAUUCUUCGGUCGGACCAUGACAGAGAUCGUGUGCGGUUCGGCUCCGUCGCUGUCUGGAGUCGGUCCGAUCCAGAUCAGUGUCAGCGUGGACCAUGCCCGGAUCCGAGAGAGUCUGACGUUUGAGUACAUCGAUGACCCCACAGUGCUGCGCAUUGACCCGGACUGGACCAUUGCCAGUGGCCACACUCCUCUGAUGGUUACUGGGACCAACCUGGACGUGGUGCAGGAGCCCAUGAUGAGGGUCAAGUACGCCGGCAAAGAGUCCCUCAAUCUUUGCAGAGUCUUAAAUGCAACCACAAUGGUCUGUCUGGCGCCAUCCUUGCUGGAAGAGAACCAACCGGGUCUGGACUCUGUCAAACAUGCCGACGAAUUCGGUUUCAUCUUCAACAAUGUCCAGGCUCUUCUGAUCUACAACAACACCAACCUGGUCUACUAUCCGAACCCCUACUUUGAGCCUUUGAGCAACACUGGUGUCCUGGAGCAGAAACCGGGUUCUCCCAUCAUCUUGAAGGGUAGAAACCUUGUUCCUCCGACUGCAGGGGGCGCUAAGCUCAACUACACCGUCCUGAUUGGUGAGACACCGUGCUCCGUGACUGUGUCAGAAAGCCAGCUGCUGUGUGAGCCUCCCAACCUGACCGGACAGUACAAAGUCAUGGUCCAAGUUGGUGGUCUCCAUGUCUCCCCCGGUUCAGUUCACAUCCUGUCCGACAGCCUGCUUACGCUGCCGGCCAUUGUGAGCAUCGCAGCAGGCGGUGGUCUCCUGCUCAUCAUUGUCAUCCUCGUCCUCAUCGCCUACAAGAGGAAGUCCCGGGAGAACGACCUGACACUGAAGCGUCUGCAGAUGCAGAUGGACAACCUGGAGUCCCGAGUGGCGCUGGAGUGUAAAGAAGCCUUUGCUGAGUUGCAGACGGAUAUCAAUGAGCUGACCAGUGACCUGGACCGAGCUGGGAUCCCACACCUGGACUACCGGACUUAUGCCAUGAGGGUUCUCUUCCCGGGGAUUGAGGAUCAUCCUGUCUUGAGAGAGCUGGAGGUUUCAGGUAAUGGGCAGCUGAACGUGGAGAAAGCCCUCAAGCUGUUCGGCCAGCUCAUCAACAACAAAGUCUUCUUACUUACCUUCAUCCGGACCCUGGAGAUGCAGCGCUCCUUCUCCAUGAGGGACCGAGGCAAUGUGGCCUCGCUGAUCAUGACCGCCCUGCAGGGACGGCUGGAGUACGCCACCGACGUCCUCAAGCACCUUCUGUCAGACCUCAUCGACCGUAACCUGGAGAGCAAGAACCACCCCAAGCUGCUGCUGAGAAGAACUGAGUCAGUGGCAGAGAAGAUGUUGACCAACUGGUUCGCUUUCCUGCUCCACAGAUUCCUGAAGGAGUGUGCGGGCGAGCCUCUCUUCAUGCUCUAUUGCGCCAUCAAGCAGCAGAUGGAGAAGGGGCCUAUAGACGCCAUCACCGGCGAGGCCCGCUACUCCCUGAGCGAGGACAAGCUGAUCCGCCAGCAGAUUGAGUACAAAACCCUGAUCCUGAACUGUGUGAACCCGGACAACGAGAACAGUCCGGAGAUUCCGGUGAAGGUUCUCAACUGCGACACCAUCACUCAGGUGAAGGAGAAGAUCCUGGAUGCCGUCUACAAGAACAUGCCGUACUCUCAAAGGCCACGGGCCGUGGACAUGGACCUCGAGUGGCGCCAGGGCCGGAUGGCGCGCGUGGUCCUCCAAGAUGAAGACAUCACCACCAAGAUCGAGAACGACUGGAAGAGACUCAACACUCUGAUUCACUACCAGGUGUCGGACCGCUGUGUGGUGGCGCUGGUGCCCAAGCAAACAUCCUCGUACAACAUCCCGCCCUCGUCCAGUAUAUCGCGGUCCUCCAUCAGCAGAUACGACUCCUCCUUCCGCUACACAGGGAGUCCUGACAGCAUGCGCUCCCGGGCACCCAUGAUCACGCCAGACCUGGAGAGUGGGGUCAAGGUUUGGCACCUGGUCAAGAACCACGACCACGGAGACCAGAAGGAGGGAGACAGAGGGAGCAAGAUGGUGUCAGAGAUCUACCUCACUAGACUUCUGGCCACCAAGGGAACACUACAGAAGUUCGUGGAUGACUUGUUUGAGACGCUGUUCAGCACAGUCCACCGCGGAAGCACGCUGCCACUAGCCAUUAAGUACAUGUUUGACUUCCUGGACGAGCAGGCGGACAAGCACGGGAUCCACGACACGGACGUCCGACACACGUGGAAGAGCAACUGCCUUCCGCUGCGCUUCUGGGUCAACGUGAUAAAGAACCCACAGUUCGUCUUUGACAUCCACAAGUCCAGCAUCACAGACGCCUGCCUGUCCGUCGUGGCCCAGACCUUCAUGGAUUCUUGCUCCACAUCGGAACACCGGCUGGGCAAAGACUCUCCGUCCAACAAGCUGCUCUACGCAAAAGAUAUUCCCAACUACAAGAGCUGGGUGGAACGAUACUACGCCGACAUCAACCGUCUCCCGGCCAUCAGCGACCAGGACAUGAAUGCCUACCUGGCGGAGCAGGCACGACUGCACUCCUGCGAUUUCAACAUGCUGAGCGCCCUCAACGAGAUUUACUCGUACGUGAGCAAGUACAGCGAGGAGAUCACUGCAGCUCUGGAGCAUGACGACCAGGCACGGAAGCAGCGCCUGUCCUACAAGGUGGAUCAGCUGAUCGCAGCCAUGUCCUUAGACAGCUGAGGCUGCAUGCCUGCCCGACACCUGGGUCUGUACAGGGUCUUGUCGCUCUGAUAGCUCCAGCACCUCUGGUCGUGCAACUGGGCCGCAACAAUCAUCUCCGUCCAUCCUGAGGUCGGCUGGACACAGAGACUCCUCAGACCCACACUGGACGGGGGGCUCUGGACCACUACUGAACUGAACCAUGAAGGAUGUUUCCUCCUGAUCAGACAGGGAACGCUUACGUGUGCAUGCCUGCGCUCUCAAGAGGGCGCUACAGAGUAGAUAUUAUUUUUUUACGUUUGUAUCUUAUGGCUGAUGUUCUUCCUGGGACAAUCCAAGCUGUCCCAAUCCAGGAAGUGGUGAAGUUGAAGGUGAGGAGUUGUGUGGUGGCACUGAUGUGGUCUGGCACACGUUUUGGUUUCUGUGAAUGUAGUUUUUUUUAAUUGUUCGGUUGAUCUGAACUUGCGUGUAGCCUCGCUGCCUAGCGGCGGCAGCGGUGACACGUCGUAUUAAGUUACACUGUUUUUGGUGCUCCAACCUUAAGCUGACGUCAGCUAAAACCAAAAUCUGACAUCUCAACAUUAAGUGGACGUUUUUGAAUUUGAUCAGCAACGUUAGCCACCUAGCUAACAGCCUCGCGGUACGUGAUGGCGGCUUCACUAAUGUGCCCCGUGUAGUUUAACAGCACAGUCUGGCGGUUUACGAACCUGUGCCAACGUUCCCGCUGUAAUGGUCACGGUGCCAAAAUAUCAUUACACUGGUGCUGUAAUGCUGCACCCAGCCGCUAGGGGGAAACCACUCUUCUUGAAAGGCAGGGCUGGGCUUUGACGUCGCGCAUGAUCCGUCCUCUGAGGGCGUCAGUACAUCAACGGUACAGAAGGUUUUGAGGGAAAUUGUAUGUGUUGUUGUUGGUUGUUGUCGACCCUUUUUUUACUGGAUCUUUCUUGGUUUACUUGAAUUCCAUGAGUUCCCGGUUCAGGCGCUGUUGGAGGGUGGGAGGAGCAUCUUCCCUGUGUGGCCUUACAAACCCGCCUCAGUGCUCUGUUUAUAGAGUCCCAACACAGAGUGACCCCAGCUUAUACAGAUAUGAGGCACUUGAAAGAGCUUGAGAUCUCAGAGACCAGCUUGAGGUGAAACUUCAUUCCCAGUGAUGGACUCCUAGAGACAGAAGCCGUGGUGUAGAAGCCCCUUAAAGGUGCUCUCCAGAGCCCCAGUGUAAGUCUCCAGACUCUCUGACACCUCUUGAAGACUCCAGAGAGAAACCCAGAAACCUACUAAUCAUUUUAAACUUUCAGAAACGGUCAGCAGUGUGAAAUCUGUUGAGACCCUUGCAGACAUUCAUCAGUCAAACCAGUCAGCAAGACUGGAGCCAGAUUUGUUUCCAAAGUUCAGAAAACCGUGAAGAUCCCUCUGAGGGCCCCCCCCCAGACCUUUGAGGUCCCCACUGUAGUGUUUCUCCUCAGUCCACAGAUUCUCUGCCUCCCCCGCGACCCCUGAUCCGGAGCACUUUGACGCACCUCUUCCCUGGACGACGUCGUCUUCCUGUCUGAGAAUCGCCAACCCUCGUUACCAUGGCGAUGCUUCUACCCUCAGACCUCGAUGCCUUUUUCCUUUUCUGAAGGAUCAAAGUUGGAGUUUUAUCUUUUGACACUUCUGCUCACGGACGAACCGAGACCUCGCGUGUGUGUAUUUAUAUCAGUUUGUGUGUGUUUUUGGUGUGCGUGUGGUAAUUUAUGGUCGAUCAUCGGCGGUUCAUAUCGCGUGACAAUUUUGUCUUAAGUUUUGCUAACUGCACUUUUUUUGUUUGCAUCUCAACAAGGAAGGAAGGAACAAACACUUUUUUUAGGUAUCAAUGUGUGAACUGCUCACUAAGCAAACAUUUAAAUGAUUCCCAUAAGUCAGAUGCAGCGAUUUCUGCAUCACAAACUUCCAUUUUUUUAACGUCAUAUUUUUGUCCUUGUUCACGUGUGUUCCAUGAUUUACAUUUUUCACUUUAUAGAUUAAAGGUUCUUUAUUGCCAAAGUACAUUUUUGUUUUUCUUAAAUGUAUGAAUGGAUUCAAGUUUCAGCUGCAGUUCUGUCUUUCUGUCACCAUCUCACCAUGUUCUGUCCCUCCUUCUGAGCCUUGCCCUCUUGUUUACUCAGCACUUUUGUCUCAUGUGUUUCUGACAUGCUGCUCCGACCUCCUUCCUCGUUUGUUUUUUGCUUUCACCAAAUAUGAAGUGAACUUCCGCAGCACAGGCCCGUGGACACUGGACGUGUAAGAUAGUGACAAUGACGACGCUGUUCUUCUUCUUUUGAUAAAGGUCUUGUGAAACUGUUGAAAUAUUUAGAAGGUGUUUUUUUUUUAUUUGGUUUAUGACAAAUAUUAUUGUGUAAGUAUGUAAAUAUGAAGCACACUAUUUUGCAAGCCAAGGAUUCACUUUGUACUGUUGUUAUAUAUGAAUAAACU
Messenger RNA from Synchiropus splendidus (mandarinfish), 8534 nucleotides. RefSeq names its product plexin A2 (gene plxna2). Gene Ontology annotation, biological process: semaphorin-plexin signaling pathway involved in axon guidance; negative regulation of cell adhesion; regulation of cell shape. The record is from RefSeq and is a predicted model, not a curated record. Gene Ontology annotation, cellular component: semaphorin receptor complex. The transcript has 32 exons. Gene Ontology annotation, molecular function: protein binding; semaphorin receptor activity. The coding region runs from base 414 to 6104 and encodes 1896 amino acids. NCBI's taxonomy places the organism in Eukaryota, Metazoa, Chordata, Actinopteri, Syngnathiformes, Callionymidae.